AAAUUCAAAUUUUGAUUAUGAAAGAAUAGCGCUCCUUUCUCCAACGGCCAGACGCUAAGCUUGAAGCUGGGUUGAGAGAGAGCCAAGAAAACCUCAGGAAAAAUGAAGAAGCCAAAUCGUCGUUCAAAGCAAAAGAGCGCUUCCGCCGAUUCUUCUACUUCGCCUUUGAUCUUACCAGUUGAUAAGGAAAACCCGGAUACAAGGAUCCGAGAUCUGGAGCUAGAAAACGAAGCUCUUCAGAGGGUGAUUGAGGAGCUAAGAAGCAAACUGAUUGAUGUUACACCAAACUCCUGUGUUGGUGUUCAAAAACUGGAUCAAUGGUAUCCUCGAAAUUCAGGGACCUCUCCAAAGGUUGUUGAGUUGAAAAAACUAGGCAUACAGUCUCAACUCUCAGCCAAAAAGCCUAAAUCAGAUGAACUGUCAGUUCAGUUUCAGGAUGAGAUUCAAAGAUUAAAGGUGCAAAAGGUUCAGCUUCAGUGCAAGAUGAAGCUUGACUCGAUGCAGUUCAGGUUGUGUAAGGCUUCACAGGAGAAGGAAAUUCUUCAGCUUAAGAAAGAGCAAAGAAGGAACAUGUACGAGAAGCAUGUUCUCUCAACUCGCUUUCAGAGGCAAAAGCAUGUGUUGCAGCGGAAAACAGAAGAAGCUUUUGCGGCUGUAAAACGUCUAAAACAGCUAACUGAAUCCAGGAAGACUUUGUCUCACAAAAUAGCUGUAGGUGCUAGAAUUGGCAUCAAAACUGGAACUCAGGGUAUGGAGAAUGAUUUUGAAGUCAAAAUGAAGCUUGACGAAGUAACUUCAAAAUACGAACAUCGAAUUGAAAAGAUGGUUGAUGAGAUAAAGAAACUCAAGCUAGAACUGGAGAUGCUAAGGGAAGAAAAUUCCAGCUACAGGACAGGGGAUAAUGAAGCUGCCAUAAAUGAUUUAGAGUUGAUAGAUAUAAGAGAAGAAGUUGCUAAACUAAGUUGUAUGAUUAGCAAGAUGAAUUUGUCGAAGACACAACUUGUUCCAGCAGAUAGGUCACAGGCUGACUUGGUUCAGACCUCUAUUUCCAUUGGAAGCAAUAUUCAUACAUCAGGCACGGACGCAUCUGAAUUGGAACAGUCUGAAGGACUUGCUUCCAUGAUAAAGAAAACUUCAGGAGUGUGCUGCUCCUGUUCUAAAAAGUCUUUGUGUAAGACCCUCAAAUGCGGUUGCCGGGCAGCAGGGAGCAGCUGUGGGGUGUCUUGUGGCUGUGCAUCGGGCAAGUGCACAAAUAAAGAGAAGUUCCUCUCGAAUUGGAUGACAUGCCGCAACCAGAGAUGCCGAAAGACAUUACACCGGACUCUAUUGAAGAACAGAAGGGCACAGUUGACGAGGCUAUCGUGAUUCAAGAUAAAACUGUUGAAAACCUUCCAGAGAUGAAUGAAGAUUGUGAACCUAGAAAGCAGCCAUUACGUGAGAUUGGGAACACAAUGAUCAAACCAAUUGCUGCGAAACUUGGCCCUGGAA
Molecule: messenger RNA, 1488 nt
Organism: Hibiscus syriacus
Lineage: Eukaryota; Viridiplantae; Streptophyta; Magnoliopsida; Malvales; Malvaceae
Product: kinesin-like protein KIN-4C
Exons: 13
Coding region: 103-1365 (420 amino acids)
Biological process (GO): microtubule-based movement; mitotic spindle organization
Molecular function (GO): microtubule motor activity
Source: RefSeq, a predicted model, not a curated record